AUGAGCCCUGCGUUGGUUGGUCUACAGCAGUUUCUAAGCGACACGAAUCGCGUCGUUGUGUUGGACGGUGGCUUUGCGACCGAACUGGAGAAAGAUCCUCGCGUGGAUUUAAACGCCAGCAGUCUCUGGUCCUCUUCUCUACUUCUGGAUAAGAACCAACAUCUUCAAGAAGUGGUUGUCAAUGCACACAGGAGCUAUUUUCUCGCAGGUGCUGACGUAGCUACCACCGUCAGCUACCAAGCGUCCGUUGACGGUUUCAAACGCGAAGGCGUUACAACUAUUGAAGACGUCGAGAAGCUCUUUGCAAAGAGUAUUGACUUGGGCGUGCAGGCACGCGACGCCGUAUGGAAUGGGCUACAACCGAGCAAACGAUUGCAGCCUCUUGUCGGUGCUAGCAUUGGCUGUUAUGGUGCUGCAUUAGCUGAUGGAUCCGAGUACCGCGGAGAUUAUGGCAAGACCAAAGAAGACCUCGUGGCCUGGCACAGACAUCGCUUUGCGUUCUUUUCGAAUUAUUCAUCAGCCGAUUUCUUGAUUUGUGAAACAAUCCCUUGUCUUGUGGAGGUCGAAGCCUUUGUAGACUUGAUGAACGAGUUUCCAAGCGCUCACGUCAUAGUGGCUGUCGCCUGUCAUAAUAGCCUUGAGCUUAACAGCGGUGAGCCGAUCGCACGAGUGGGAGAGAUCUUAAGGAAGCUUAAAGAUCCAUCGCAGCUGCUAGCGAUUGGUAUCAACUGUACCCCACCGCAAUAUGUCGAAAGUUUGUUGCUUAAGUUGGACUGCUUCUGGCCCAAGGUUGUCUAUCCCAAUAGCGGUGAAGAUUGGGAUGGUGUUAAUAAGAAGUGGCUACCGGUGGGUGGCGUUAAUGGGUACAGUUCUUGGGAGGAAUACUUGCCAAAGUGGUACGCUGCUGGCGCGCGUUUCUUCGGCGGCUGCUGCCGUACGUCUCCAGACGAUAUUCGUGCCAUUCGUGAAUACUUUGCCCGCCACCAGCUUUUGUGA
Plasmopara halstedii is the source of this 996-nucleotide messenger RNA. RefSeq names its product homocysteine methyltransferase. Gene Ontology annotation, biological process: S-methylmethionine cycle. Lineage: Eukaryota; Oomycota; Peronosporomycetes; Peronosporales; Peronosporaceae. Bases 1 to 996 code for a protein of 331 amino acids. The record is from RefSeq and is a predicted model, not a curated record. Gene Ontology annotation, molecular function: S-adenosylmethionine-homocysteine S-methyltransferase activity; zinc ion binding. The transcript has 2 exons.